AUGGAUUUUUUCACGUACCGCUUUCUGUACGGCGCCUCCGUGCUGUCGCGAGACAUUCAGCAGCGCUCAUGGGUUCGACGCAAGACUCUCAACUCGCCGGAGCAGUCUCGAUGGAAUGCAGCGGCUGCUCUGCUGCUGAAAGGUUCAUGCGGUGCAAGAAUAACGCCUAAGAUUGCGGCAAGAGCCGGUCCGUUUUUUCGCAACAUAUUGAGUGCAAACCCUGCGGCUGCACGCUCGGCGCAAGUCGCAUAUGUCACAGCGCUCGAAUACUUAUCGCAGCGCGGGUUCGGAUCCAUCGAGCGCAAGGACGCCUGCCCCACGACACUUCCGCAGUUGCUGAAGAAGCAUCAUGUCUUUCUGCCAGAAUCCUGCAAGCGGCACCUGGCCGAUACAGGCAUACACCUUCUAACCUUCGGUCUGCACCUGCCCGAAGAAUCGGCGCAACCAGGGGGCAUCUGCCCAGGGCCGGUGGAAGAGACGGAGAUCGGAGCAACCGCAACAAGUCGCGGCUACUCUCCCAGUUCAAGAGAUGUUCUUCCUCAGGACACGGAAGCAGAAUCCAUACGCCAAGAAGAUGACGAAGAAGAGGAAGAAGAGGACUGGACAGUGCUCGUCAACAAGCCUGCGCCAGGAAUGCCAAAUACUUAUGCAGCGCUUCGAAAAUGGAUGGAGCGUGCGCUGGGACAGGCCAAAGACACCGGCAUUUACGACUACAAAGAGAAAAGGGCAGGAGCCUUGCGCAGAGUCAUGACUGCAGCAUGCAAAGCAGGGGCCUGCGAGGCCUGCAGCAAGAGAAUCAAGGCCGUCUUGACAGUGUCGUGGGAUGGUGGCACACAAGUUUGGCUUGGUGCAAAAGGCAAGCACGGAACUUUGCACCAACCAGACGGAGGGCUUCUAUGGAGUGUGGGAGAGAUGUAUGCCAUUAUGCAGCAUGCCACACAGAAUCCCAACCUCGGGGCCAAAGAUGUACGUAAAGCUUUGCAGGAUGCAGGGUUUGCCGUCAGGUGCACUUCGGAGCAACUCGUUCAGUGGGCAGCCCAAGGUCGCGUUUGCGCUAUGUGGACUUGUGCAGGCAUGGUGCAGCGUGGCCGUGGUGCAUGCAACAAGGUAGUAAAGCUUGUCGUUGAUGGCAAACAGCAGAUCGUGUCCAACGAUUACACCAUCCUCACGUUGUCUUUUCUCGUGCCGAGUGAGACCGUGAGCAAGACGUGGGUGGGCAAAAGUCACACGGCGUCCGCCGAGCUUCACAUUGCAACGCAGCAGCCCUUUGUGCAGGCUCUCCUGAACACUGAGGCCGAAGGAAAUGUACUGGAUGUCUUCAAUGCAGCUUGUGAGCUCGGGCAACGCUACUGUGAGUUGGACCUACGCAGCCAAGUGCUGCAAGUUCACAAAGAUUUCGCCAAAGGGAUUGAAAAUGCCCGGCGACGAGCUUUUCCAGCCUCGCGUCCCUGCGACGACUACGCCCACAUGCGGCGAGCUUCCUACAACAAGUUGAAGCAGCUGCUUGGAGUCAAGCCCAAAUUGCCCGGAGCCCAGUCGGAAAGGAAAGAUGACGGAGAUGAGACGCGGGAGUUGAAUUCAAAAGCUGCGGCAAAUUUCAGACACUUGGACAAAAUUGUUCAGCUUUCGCGCCAUCUGCCAACGUUGCAAUUCUUCGAUGCCGUCUGGCACCUGGCGUUGCAGUGGCUGGAGUCAUGCAGCAAGCAAACCUUCAAGUACUGGACUGACACGUACUUUGACAAGAUCCCGGCGACAGCUUUAUAG
Molecule: messenger RNA, 1764 nt
Organism: Symbiodinium necroappetens
Lineage: Eukaryota; Dinophyceae; Suessiales; Symbiodiniaceae
Source: the annotation of a GenBank genome assembly